AUGAAAGAGAAUGUGAAGAAAGCUAUUGAGCAGUUGAUGGAACAAGGUGGGGAUGAAGAACGCAGAAGGAAGAGAGCUAGAGAGAUAAAAGAGAUGACUCAUAAAGCAGUUGAAGAUGUAAAAUAUUGCAACAACUUUGACAUUGUCAAGUGA
Molecule: messenger RNA, 153 nt
Organism: Sphenostylis stenocarpa
Lineage: Eukaryota; Viridiplantae; Streptophyta; Magnoliopsida; Fabales; Fabaceae
Source: the annotation of a GenBank genome assembly